This is a messenger RNA of Patiria miniata (bat star), 3095 nucleotides long. RefSeq names its product dynamin-1-like. The coding region runs from base 136 to 2682 and encodes 848 amino acids. Gene Ontology annotation, molecular function: microtubule binding; GTP binding; GTPase activity. Lineage: Eukaryota; Metazoa; Echinodermata; Asteroidea; Valvatida; Asterinidae. The record is from RefSeq and is a predicted model, not a curated record. The transcript is spliced from 19 exons. Gene Ontology annotation, cellular component: cytoplasm; membrane; microtubule.
AGUGCGCAGACUCAGGAAGUGGGAGGCCAUUUUUUUCACAGUGCCAGAAUACAAAAGUUGCUCCGAAUCGGUGGGGCAAAAUAAAGCAAAUUGCAACAUUUGUGUAUUUAUCUGUGUGUUCUGCUUGGAGUCAAGAUGGGUAACCAUGGAAUGGAAGAUCUUAUACCCAUCGUGAAUAAGUUACAAGAUGCUUUUGCUUCCAUUGGGCUCAGCAGUUCUUUGGAUUUGCCGCAAAUUGCCGUUGUGGGUGGGCAGAGUGCCGGCAAAAGCUCCGUCCUUGAAAAUUUUGUUGGCAGAGACUUUCUUCCCAGAGGAUCAGGCAUUGUGACCAGGAGACCUCUUAUCCUGCAGCUGAACCAGUCCAAAGCAGAGUAUGGAGAAUUUCUUCAUUGUCGAGGGAAGAAGUUUACGGACUUCGAUGAGAUACGCAAGGAGAUUGAAGCGGAGACGGAUCGCAUCACUGGAAGCAACAAGGGCAUCUCCCCCAUUCCCAUCAACCUCAGAGUCUUCUCUCCUCACGUUUUGAAUCUAACCCUGAUUGACUUGCCUGGGAUGACCAAGGUUCCAGUCGGUGACCAGCCAGCCGAUAUUGAGAUGCAGAUUCGUAACAUGGUCAUGGAGUUUGUCAUGAAGGAGAAUUGCCUCGUCUUGGCCGUUUCUCCUGCCAACUCGGAUUUGGCCAAUUCAGAUGCUCUCAAAGUGGCAAAGGAGGUUGACCCAUCAGGUACCCGAACAAUCGGUGUGAUUACCAAGCUGGAUUUGAUGGAUGACGGUACUGAUGCGCGGAACAUUCUGGAGAAUAAACACCUUCCGCUAAGGAGAGGUUAUAUUGGUGUAGUCAACAGAAGUCAGCGUGAUAUUGAGGGCAAGAAAGACAUCAAAGUAGCCCUUGCUGCUGAGCGCAAAUUCUUCUUGAGUCAUCCUGGCUACCGUCACAUGGCUGAUAAGAUGGGCACGCCGUUUCUCCAGAAAGUGCUCAAUCAGCAAUUGACCAAUCACAUUAAGGACACUCUUCCGGCUCUGAGGAACAGACUUCAGCAACAACUUCUGUCCUUGGAGAAAGACGUGGCGGACUUCAAGGAUGUGAAUUAUGACGAUCCAACACGCAAAACAAAACACAUGCUGCAGAUGGUUCAACAGUUUGGAGCUGACUUUGAGAAACGAAUUGAAGGAUCAGGAGAUGAGAUCAACACCAUGGAGUUAUCAGGAGGAGCUAAGAUCAACCGUAUCUUCCACGAACGCUUCCCAUUUGAAGUCGUCAAGAUGGAGUACGAUGAGAAGGAAUUGAGGAGAGAGAUUAGCUAUGCUAUCAAGAACAUCCGUGGUGUCAAAGUUGGUCUGUUUACCCCAGACAUGGCGUUCGAGGCAAUCACCAAACGACAAGUGUCAAGGCUCAAGGAACCAUCGUUGAAAUGCGUGGACAUGGUUACCAAUGAGUUGAAUAAUGUCGUCCGACAGUGUGGAGAAAAGAUGCAACGUUACCCACGCUUGAGAGAGGAGACGGAAGGAAUUGUCACCAGACACAUCGCCAACAAGGAGCAGAAAACAAAACAACAGGUGAUGCUGUUGAUUGACAUCCAGUUGGCUUACAUGAACACAAACCAUGAAGAUUUCAUUGGAUUCGCAAAUGCUGCAGCAGCAACGCGACGUAGCACUACUAACAAUCCCAAUUCUACAAAGACACGGUCUGUCACCAACCAGGUUAUUCGCAAAGGCUACAUGAAUAUGCACAACGUCAGCUUUAUAAAGGGAGGCUCCAAGGACUACUGGUUCAUCUUGACAGCUGAGAGUAUCUCCUGGUUCAAGGAUAAUGAGGAGAAAGACAAGAAGUACAUGCUGCCACUGGACGGAUUAAGGCUGCGCGACGUUGAGUCUGGUUUUAUGUCUCGUCGGCAUUCUUUUGCCCUUUUCCUCCAAGAUCAGAGGAAUGUCUACAAGGACUACAAGCAACUGGAGUUAUCGUGUGACACGUCAGAAGAAGUAGACAGUUGGAAGGCGUCUUUCCUCCGUGCCGGUGUCUACCCUGAACGAACCAAGGAUGAAAAUGAAAGUGGAGAAGCACCGUCUGGUGAUGCCAUGGGAUCCAUGGAUCCUCAGCUGGAGAGGCAGGUGGAAACCAUUCGUAACCUGGUGGAUUCCUACAUGAAGAUUGUCAGCAAGCAGAUCCGUGAUCUGGUCCCUAAAGCCUGCAUGCAUCUCACCAUCAAUGAUACAAAGGAUUUCAUUCUUGGUGAACUGUUGGCUCAUCUGUACUCAACUGGGGAUCAGGAUUCGUUGAUGGAAGAGUCUCAAGAGGAAGCGCAGAGGCGAGAGGAGAUGUUGAAGAUGUACCACACAACCAAGGAGGCACUCAAGAUUAUCGGUGAUAUUAACCUGUCAACCAAGGCAGUACCACUGCCUCCACCUGUGGACAACGAUGACUUGAUUAAACCAUUCGCUAAUGGACCUACUCCAGCUCCUUCAAGUUCAGCUCCCAGGAGACCAGGAACUCACGGCGCCCCCUCUAGGCUAGCCCCAGGCGGUGCACCAGCUGCGCCUGGCCCAAGAGCUUCACCUAUUCCUAUGAUUCCUAGCAGACCUGAUAUGCCCGCUAGACAAGCUCCAUCAGUUCCCAAGCGCCCAGCUGGAUCUUCAGCCCCACCCAUUCCUGGCCGACCUGCUGUUCCUGCCCGCCCAAUGUAAAGUAUAAGCCACGCCUACUCCUAUCUGACCUCCCCCUUUGCAUAGCCACGCCUAUUCUCAGCCUCUCUGCUGUUUCUGCCCAUGCUUAGUCCUGAUCAAGUCACAUGACAGAAAGACACAGGUCAUCCAUCACGAUGAUAGAUAUCUACCUAGGAAUGAAGCUACCAGGAGCCAUAGAACCACUCUUAUUAUGACUUUUAGAUGCUCUGUGUUAUCCAUUACACUUUAUUAAUAUCAGUAGAUGCCACUUUUCGCCCCUUUUAUUCACCUGUUUGUUUAAAGUCGAUACCUGCAAUGUCAGGUGACCAGUGUUAAGUAUGGGUCAAAAGAAUAUGUCCAACUUUAGAUCCUAAAUGACUGUUGUUUACCAAUGAAAUAAACCCAAGGCAUGACAAAUUUUAUGGAGCGAGUUU